Molecule: messenger RNA, 284 nt
Organism: Amoebophrya sp. A25
Lineage: Eukaryota; Dinophyceae; Syndiniales; Amoebophryaceae
Source: the annotation of a GenBank genome assembly
AGUGCAGCUAGGAUCACUGCAGGCACAGGAUACUCAUCUUCUUCAGAAGCGCUGGUUGUAUCAAAAGGAGAUGGAGGUCACUCUUCAUCGUCACCGUCGAAUAAGAAGCAGAGCUCUUCUUCUGGAGCUGGUGUAGCAUCUCCUGGAGGCAGUCGCGGUGGUCAGCAAUUAUCGGGAGAAGCAGUUGCUGCUAGAGGAUUUCUACUUAGCGAACAAGAACAGAGAGAAGAAUUAUCGCCAGGAAUGUUGACCAGGAGGCUGCAGAUGCGGCACGACAAUGCGGC